Paramisgurnus dabryanus is the source of this 1413-nucleotide messenger RNA. RefSeq lists its product as uncharacterized. The record is from RefSeq and is a predicted model, not a curated record. NCBI's taxonomy places the organism in Eukaryota, Metazoa, Chordata, Actinopteri, Cypriniformes, Cobitidae.
GGUGUGAACUUGAUCAUGUCAACUCAUCGAGAAUAACAGCGUGCGCCACUAUGGAGCUGACUGACAAUAAAUACGGGAGAAAAAGAAAGGGUGAGAAGAGAGAUCUGUUCUGUUCCUGGGAAGUUGGGGAAGAUAAUGAAUUCAGCGAUGAUGAACUUUAUGGAUACCAGAUGGCUAAAGAGAAAGAUGUGCAGAAGUGCAAUUAUUUGGAUGAAAGGAACUUCAUUUUGUCACCAAAUCUAUUUGCCACGCCCAUGUCUUGUGUACCUGGACCAAUCGAAGCAUCUGAUGAGGUAAACACCAGAUGGAAAUCUCAACUCAGCAUCCCUUCUAAAUCUUCUGACAGCCCUGAGAUCAAUCUUACCAAAAGUGCACCGGAACACAGCGUACCCAUAAAUCCCAGCGUAUCUACCGACUCAAUGAUCCAAAAACGAAAUAUUGUUCACAGUAAAAACUCAACGGCAGUACAUUUGGUAGGGGUGAGUGGAGCUCUGCCAAUGAUAGAAUGGAUUCCAACGUCAUCCCAUGUGCAUCCGAGCGAGGAAACGGCUUUGCAGUGCACUAAAUCAAUGAACCGUGAAACAAGAAGCCCGCAACAAGUAUACAAAAGGGCAUCUGGUCAUGAACUGGAAAGGUGUCACGAUGAUUCGGCUAAGGUUGCCCACCUAGGUUUGUCGUCGCCUGUUAGCGGCCUCUACACGGCCAGACCCAGGUUGGUGAUCCGGAGAGACGCCCGGUUAAACGCCGGUUAUAGAGCUUUACUGGAGCAUGGUGGCCCCGUAGAAGAAAAACUCUGCCCCUUGUGCCCCUAUAGACUUCCAGCUCUGCACAAUGCCAAUUAUAGCCUGUCAACCUCCGAAUUGCAGACUUGCAAACAUGCGGUGUAUGAAUGUUUCUGUAGCUCUCUCCAACCACGGGCACGACACAGUCCUGUGAGAGACCAGAGAGACGCCACGCAUAUUCUCGAAAAGAAAGAGCGAGAGUUUUCAGAGGAGUUAAGGGAGAUGGACAUACAGUGUCAGUCUGGAUGCCAGAGGAACACAGAAAGCCCCUCUUCUCCACAUCACGUCACCUUUUCUCAUAUUCUUCAGGUCCUCCAGAGCAAACCAGUCAAUUUUCCGGAGGUCAGGGGCCACAGACGCCACAGGGCCCUUUAAACAUCACUAAGAGCAUUCAAUAUGAGGUGUCCUUCAUUUUAAAGUCUGCACACAUCAGGGAUACUCCACAGGGGAUUAGAAUAUGUUUUUUAUUUAAACUUUAAAGUCCAUCCAUAUACAGUGUAAAAGGUCAUGAAUUCAAGAACGAGAUGGAUUCACAUAAAUCCAUCCACAGUAGCCAAAUAAACCAACGAUGUGACAAGAGAUCAUUUUACAGUAUAUGAAACAUAGGAAUCAUUAAUAAAAAAACAACAAC